AUGACUGAAUUUGUUCAACCAGUCAGUCAAUCAGUUUCACAUGUAGGCAUACUUCAAGUCGGAUCAAUGAAUGAUGUAGAUAGUUUUGAUGUAGAUCGAUUCAGUGGUUCAUUACAAUAUGGUGAUCAUCAUAUCGCUCAAUCUGGUAUAGAAGAUAAUACAAAAAAAAAAGACAGAAAAAAAUUAAAGAAAAAAGAAGAAGAAAAUGUAAAACGUACUCAACGUCAACGUGAAAAAGAAGAAAAAAAAGUUCGCAAACAAGAAGAAAAAGAACGUAAAAAAUCAAAAACGGAACAACAAUCAUUAUCAUCAAAACGAAUUAUUAAUACACAACUUAUUAAUAAAUCUAAAUCACGAAUUAUAAUGUUAGAUGAUACUGAAGAAUAUGUAGAUUUAAGUAAAGAUGAUACAGGUAAAAUAUUAUAUACUCGUGUAUGUGAUUUAAUGCGAUUAGAAGAAAAAGAUUAUUUUGGUUUAACUUAUAUUGAUAAUGAAAAUAAUAGAUGUUGGCUUGAUAAUGAUAAACGUGUUCGAAGUCUUGAUCCAAUCUUUUAUUUUCAAGUUAAAUUUUAUCCACCAGAACCAGCUUUACUUCAAGAAGAUAUUACGAGAUAUCAAUUAUGUCUUCAAUUACGACAAGAUAUUCUUUCUGGAAAAUUACCUUGUUCAUUUGUAACUUAUGCUCUAUUGGGUUCAUAUACAGCUCAAGCUGAAUUAGGAGAUUAUAGUGAAUUAGAUCAUGGAACAACAUAUGAUUAUCUUAAAGAACUUCAAUUUGCACCUCAACAAGAUGAAGAAUUAUUAAAACGUAUUCAUGAACAACAUAAAAGACAUAAAGGUCAACCACCUAAUGCAGCUGAUUUACAUUUUCUUGAAAAUGCUAAAAAAUUAGCCAUGUAUGGUGUAGAUAUUCAUCCUGCACAAGAUUCUGAAAAUGUUAAUAUUAAUAUUGGUGUUUCAGCUAAUGGAAUAUUAAUAUAUCGUGAUAAAUUACGUAUAAAUCGUUUUGCUUGGCCAAAAAUAUUAAAAAUAUCUUAUAAACGAAAGUAUUUCUUUAUUAAACUUCGACCAAGUGAUUUUGAUCGAUAUGAAAGUACAAUAGGUUUUAAAUUACCAACAUAUCGAGCAGCAAAAUCUUUAUGGAAAAUAGCUGUUGAACAUCAUGCUUUCUUUCGUUUACGUCGACCAGAAGAAAUUCGCAAACGACCUAUUUUACCAAGAUUUAAUUCAACAUUUCGUUAUACAGGAACAUAUACAUAUCAUCAAACUCGACAAUUAUUACUUGAUAGACCUAAUCCUGAUUUUGAAAGAUCAUUAAGUAAACGAAUGACAAGAAGUCUUGAUGUUUGUAAGUAUAAUUUAGUUAAAAAUUAAAUAUCAGUAUAAUAUAUGUGACGUUAAAAAAAUUUUCGAACAAAUUGCAUUGAAAAUAAACAAAAUACAUUAGAAUUAUUAAUAUAUGAGGCUGGUCAACCUGGCCGGAGGCCCCAUUAAUAUUUCUUUGUAUUGUAAGGAUAAAACAUACUAUUGUUCGGGUCAUAUAAGAGAGGAUCCUAGAUAACCUUGGAUUGGAC
Messenger RNA from Rotaria sp. Silwood2, 1574 nucleotides. The record is from the annotation of a GenBank genome assembly. NCBI's taxonomy places the organism in Eukaryota, Metazoa, Rotifera, Eurotatoria, Philodinida, Philodinidae.